Carlito syrichta (Philippine tarsier) is the source of this 782-nucleotide messenger RNA. RefSeq lists its product as uncharacterized. The annotation marks the transcript as partial. The record is from RefSeq and is a predicted model, not a curated record. Lineage: Eukaryota; Metazoa; Chordata; Mammalia; Primates; Tarsiidae. The transcript is spliced from 5 exons.
GUGGCUCCCUGAGUUUGCUCCAAGCUGCUCUAUUAGGGGCCGCAGAAAGGAAGAUGCGGGUGAAAGAGGUGAGACCCACCUUGUGGGAUGCAGUAGAAGAGACUCGAGCCCGCCGGGCUGGGCUGAGGUCCCUGCGUUUAGGCCUCCUUGGGGACACCCUGACUGACAGUGGUCUUAGUCAGCUGGGCAGAGCACUGCGGGAGCUACAGGUAGUGAAAAUGUGGAGCCAGUGUUCAAGAAGCCAGAUGCUCAAAGGGGCCAGAGCUGAGGUCAUAGGGCCCCUAGAACCACAGGCCCAGCAGGUCCCAGAUGUGGCCCUGCAGUUCUUCCUGGCCCAGGCUCGGAGGCAGAGACUGCGAGAACAGCGCCGAAUUUGGAUCCACGAGAAGCUGAAGCAUUUGGAACAGGAAGAGGAAGUGGUGGUAGGUGGCCAGGUCAAAGACCUGGUGGCUGAAGAGCAGGUGGGUAGGGAGAGGCAGAGAUGGCACCAGGAGCAGACAGUGCUGAGACUUCAGCUAGAGGCCCUGCAGGCAGAGUGCGACACAGCAGAGCAGGACCUGGCAACCCUCUAUGACCUGCAUGUGCAGGCCACCCGCGCUCAGACAUGCCACAUGCUGCAGGUAUUCCGAGCCUGGCAGAGGCUGUGGGAAGAGCAAACCAUGACCACAGAACAUCACCACCGCAGCCUGCUGGCUGGCAUCCUGCAAGACACCAUCAACCUGGCCACACAGAACCAGGAACUCCAAGCCCAGAACCAGCAGCUUCAGCAGGGUGCAGAUUAG